Molecule: messenger RNA, 1577 nt
Organism: Podarcis raffonei (Aeolian wall lizard)
Lineage: Eukaryota; Metazoa; Chordata; Lepidosauria; Squamata; Lacertidae
Product: lysosomal protective protein-like
Exons: 11
Coding region: 44-1414 (456 amino acids)
Biological process (GO): proteolysis
Molecular function (GO): serine-type carboxypeptidase activity
Source: RefSeq, a predicted model, not a curated record
CCUGCAACUCCACCACUAUGGCAGCCUGUCCCAAAACAGCACCAUGCACCUCUUGUUCAGGUUGUGCGCCAUCUUCAGUGUUUCCUUUGGCCUCUGCUCAGGGACAGAUGCUUCGCCGGAUCUCAUCACUUCCCUGCCAGGACUGUCUGAGAUGCCAACCUUCCAGCAAUGGUCUGGCUAUCUCCAGGCAGGAUCUGGCCAAUACUUCCAUUACUGGUUUGUGGAGUCUCAGGGCAACCCAGCAACUGACCCCGUGGUGCUCUGGCUAAAUGGGGGACCUGGCUGUAGUUCCAUGGAAGGCCUCCUGGCUGAGAAUGGACCUUUCCAUCUGAAUGAUGAUGCAACACUCUACCUGAACCCCAACAGCUGGAACAAGGUAGCCAACGUGCUUUACAUGGAAUCUCCGGCUGGAGUUGGCUAUUCCUAUGCCACAGAGGACAGCCCUAUCAAUGACAGCCAGGUAGCUGAGGACAACUACCAGGCUCUCCAGAGUUUCUUUGCUAAAUUCCCAGACUUUGCAAACAACGAAUUUUAUGUUUUUGGGGAAAGUUAUGGUGGAAUCUAUGUCCCUACUCUCACUGCCAAGAUUGCGGAAGGAUCAGCAGGAAUUAACCUGAAGGGAUUUGGAGUUGGCAAUGGCAUGCUGAGCUAUUUCCUCAAUGACGAGACACUGAUGGAAUUUGCCUACUACCAUGGAGUGUUUGGAGAUGACUUGUGGGCCUCCUUGAACGAAAACUGCUGUGAUGAAGGAACUUGCAACUUCUCCAGCAACAUGAACAGUGAUUGUAUCACAGCAAUAUCACAAGCCUAUGGAAUUCUUUAUGGAAUUGGCCUCAACGUGUACAACCUCUACGCAUCUUGCUGGGGAGGAGCACACUACCAGGAGCGUUAUGAAGCUGAUUUCUCGAGCCUCUUCCACCACUACCAGUUUGAUGUUCCAGUGCCAAAAAUUGGCUCUAUCCCAGGAGUGCCACAUUGUAUAAAUGCCACCGCUAUGUAUGUGUGGCUGAACCAGGAUGAAGUCCGGCAGGCUCUCCACAUCCCCAGCACUCUCCCAGACUGGGAGCUCUGCAGUACACAGGUUAGCGCUCAUUACCAAAGGGUGUACAGAGACAUGACUCCCUUCUACAAGUAUCUGCUGGCUCAGGACCUACGAGCAUUGGUUUAUAAUGGAGACGUGGACAUGGCCUGCAACUUCUUGGGGGCUGAAAAGUUUGUUGAGUCUUUAAAUCAGACUGUGCUAAAUGAUUACCAGCCCUGGUAUUUCAAUGAUCAGAUUGCAGGAUUUUUCAAGGAGUAUGAGAAGAUCACAUUUCUCACCGUAAAGGGUGCUGGUCACAUGGUUCCACAGUAUAAGCCUGGACAAGCUCAGAAGAUGUUUGAAUGCUUCCUCUCCAAAGCCAGCUACAUCUGAUCUAAUGCCUUUUAAAAUAGUAAAUGUCACUGAAAAGUUAUGGGGAAAUGGUAUUCCACAUAGUACGCAAUACUUUGUAACAUAGUAACAUAAUUGAAGCUAUGUACAUACUUAUCUUCUUAUGACUGAAUAGUUGCAAAAACUUAUUAAAUCAUGUAAUCUC